Messenger RNA from Parascedosporium putredinis, 591 nucleotides. NCBI's taxonomy places the organism in Eukaryota, Fungi, Ascomycota, Sordariomycetes, Microascales, Microascaceae. The record is from the annotation of a GenBank genome assembly.
AUGGAGAGCCCCUCGCCGCGCAAAUUCGUCGACGGCAGCCCAGUCUACAUGUCCCGACGCUUUGGUCUACCUAAGGACUUUGGCAGGGUCAUUCUCAGCGACUUUGGGUCCACGGUGAGAGGGGAUUUAAAGCGAAACCACGACGCGCAACCAGAUGUGUACCGGUCGCCCGAGGUGAUGAUCAAGGCCGCGUGGAGCUACCCCAUCGACAUCUGGAACGUCGGCGCCAUGAUCUGGGAUGUGUUUGAGGGCGGUCACUUGUUCCACGGACAGGACCCCACCGACAAGGGAUAUACGACCCGCGCGCACCUCGCCGAAGUCAUCGGAUUGCUGGGGCCACCGCCCUUAGAUCUGCUCGAGCGUGGGGUCCGGAGUAGGGAGUUCUUUUCGGAAGAUGGCCGGUGGAUUGCAGAUGUCCCAAUCCCUCAGGGGAAUAGCCUAGAAAAUGUCGAGCGCGUCCUCUCGGGGAGGAACAAGGCCAUGUUCCUCGACUUCGUGAGGGGAAUGCUGGCGUGGAGACCUGAGGACCGCAAGACGGCACGAGAGCUACUCGAGGACCCGUGGUUGAACACCUCGGAAAUAUCAGAUUAG